Heterostelium album PN500 is the source of this 2076-nucleotide messenger RNA. RefSeq lists its product as uncharacterized. The transcript has a single exon. Lineage: Eukaryota; Evosea; Eumycetozoa; Acytosteliales; Acytosteliaceae. The record is from RefSeq and is a predicted model, not a curated record. Bases 1 to 2076 code for a protein of 691 amino acids.
AUGACAGAUAAUAAGAUAAACUUAUUCUUUAAAAUAAUAAAUAAUACCUAUUUAUUCAAUUUAAUAUGUCAAUUUAUACAUUCAAAACAUUUCAAAUACUAUUGUAAAGCCAAUUCAAAGUAUAUUGAGUAUGCAGGUUAUCUUGUUAAAAAUGGUUUGUUUGACAAGAUGAAUCUGGAAUAUCGAAUAAACACUGUUUUUGGUUGGUCUACUUUGUCUUUGGAGUAUCUGGUGUCUCAACAUCGUAAUGAGGUGGGUCUCAUUGAAAAGUUGAUUGAUAGAUACGUUGAUCCUAAGAGACCACUACCAAUCAACAAUAUAGUUCUUUCAUCAGCAAUCAAGCAUGCAACAAAAGAUUUCUCAUUGGUCAAGCUUCUACUCCAUCGAUUCACCAAUGUAAUAGAUACCAAUACAUAUGCAGCAGCGGCUGAGCACGGAAGAACAGAAAUCAUUCAAUAUAUGAUGAUUGAAUUCCGAGAGAUUCCCAAAAUUGGUAAAAAUGCAGUCAUUGCUGCAUGUAGACAUGGACAGUUACAAACUCUUAUCUUCUUGGAUCAAUAUGAAAAGAAGCUAUUCACUCAUUUACCAAGUGAUAAUGUUGUGAAAUUUAAUGUGGAAGCUCUGAAUGCUGCUGCAUCAGGUGGAUCACUCGAAUGUGUUAACUAUCUAUUGGAGAAUCGUACUGAAGGAUGUACUCACGGUGCUUUAGAUGGUGCUCUAAUGAUUGGAAGGUUAGAUAUUGUAGAAGCGAUCAGACAAAGAUUUCCACAGCUAGAAUGUUCAAACAAUGCAAUCAAAGGAGCGAAGGAUGUUAAACUUGAGAUUCUCAAAUAUAUUUUAGAUAACAAGUUGCUAUCGAAAAUUGAAAUAUCAAAUUGGACAUUCAUCGAACACUGUGCCACCAGUCUAGAGGUACUUUCAUAUUUGGUGAUCGAUCAGAAGAUUCCAUGCACACACGUAUCACACAGAAUGCUUGAAUGUUGUGGGUUAAGUUUGGUUGAAUUUCUCGUUGAGAAUAAGAUAUUAAAGAAAUCAUCAUCGAUGCGUACAUACAUAGGAACCACAGCUAACUUUGCAGAGCAAAAUGGUAAUUUGGAUAUAAUAAAGUAUUUGGACUCUGUUAAACUAUUGGAGCAUCAGCGACUUGCCUAUUGUCAAUAUCCGCAAAUCGUUGAAUAUGCAUUGAAUAAAUCAAAGAAAUCAUUCCCUAAAGUGAUGCCUGCCCCCAACAGUGUCACCAAAGAAUCAAGAGAUGGAAUCUUCGAAUUGGUUACACUAUUGGCCAAGCAUGGGAUCACUUUCAAUCCAAUUCAAUCUUUAGCCUACAUUGCAGAGGUAUCGCUAGAGAUGUUUAUUUUCUUUGAAAAGAAUUAUAAAUUGGAAAAGCUUCCAGAUUAUGCAAAACGUGCUACGAAUGUAGGAUUAGUGGAUCUUGUCAAAUAUCUCCAUCGCAACGGCUAUCCUAUUGACAAGGGCUCAGUGACACAAGCUAUUAUAAGAAAUCAUUUUGAUGUCUUGAAAUAUCUAGUCGAAUCUGUCAAUCUGGUUUAUGGUUCCGAUUUAAUUGAAUCCUCGAUAAAAUCCAAGAACUUUAGAAUCGUGGAAUAUUUGGCAAAUAAGUUUCCAGAGAUAAAUCCAAAUAUCAGAAUUGUUCAAGAGUUGAUAAAAGCAAAUAGUUUGGAAAUAACAGAGUUUAUAGUAGAGCGAUAUAUAAAAUUGGAUAGAGUUGAACAUCAGCCAGAUGAACGUAUUAUCUUGAGUGUUUAUUCAGAGCUUGACUAUGAUGUAUUCCUAUGUCUUUGUAAGCAUGCUUCACACUUGUUUGAUAUUUGUCCCAAUACCAUAUACCUAUUUUUCCACAAUGGCGGUUUGGAUUUCCUUAGUGUUUUGUUUAGCACUUUCAAAGAGAUUGACUGGACGUUAGGACUUCUCCUACAAGUUCGCUCACUGGAAGUUCUUUCAUUAAUAAUGGCAAACGUGAAAAUAAGUAAACAAUGGAAAGCAGAAAUGAUAGAUAAAGCAGACUCUCACGGAAACUAUGAAAUUUCAAAAUAUUUAUCUAAAUCAAUGAAUUAA